AUGAGUCAAAAUCUAAAUAAAAUCCAACAUGACACGCCCUUUGGUCACACGGACUACGUCCCCUUGGAUGAGACGCGCAACUUCAGUGCCCUCUUCCCCUCCACUGAUGGACUCACAGAAAGACUGAAAUCAAGGGGGACAAUCAACAUUGUUGCAGACUUAGACCUUUACACUCCUGAGCAGGUUAGGAACUUCGACGAGAGGAUUGCCACUAACCCCUUGCCAUGUGACAACUACCGCAAGCUGGCCUGGGACGGUCAGCAUUCGCCUUCACCAACUGCGGAGCUAACACAUCCAACUGCGGGGACGGCAGCCAAACGUGGAGCAAAGCACUCCGUAAUGAUGGAGCCCCCGUCAACAACAGAAACAUUCAGCGAACUACCAGAACUGGAGGCGUAUUAUCGGGGCUCCGCAUCUACACCAUUUCGAAUUGAUCCUAUGGCUUGCCACCUGAUCGAUCAGUCAGCAGCCCUGGCGCAAGAUCGACGGCUGAAAUGCCGGUUAGGAAAUAGUGUCAUCCUCCUAAAUGACCCUGUCUAUGCAAAGUGGCUGCGAGGUAUUGUACAGAAGGAAAUGGAUGAGGAGGAGGACAAGAUGUGUGCAGAACGCAUCAAGGAGGAGAUUGUACGCGAUGCCAAAGCCAAAAAGAAGGGUCGUUUCGUGGUGGAUGAACUCUUCGAGGCUAUGCUGUUCAUGUCCAAGUAG
This is a messenger RNA of Dibothriocephalus latus, 705 nucleotides long. NCBI's taxonomy places the organism in Eukaryota, Metazoa, Platyhelminthes, Cestoda, Diphyllobothriidea, Diphyllobothriidae. The record is from the annotation of a GenBank genome assembly.